UGAGCAGGGCAGCCCGGAAGAGAGCAGUUCACGGUAUGGUGGUGUAGAAGUUCGCUAGUCACAGUUGAAGCAAAGUAAAGCCGAGUUCAUGACCAAAAGACUCCGCCAUUCCAUAAACCUUCAAUUCUGCAACUCAAUAAACCUGUCCAUCCAUCCAUCUACCUUUUGGCCAUUCCCUGUGUCCAGCGUCCUUUGCGGCCUCCUGUAUUCUGACCGAUACACCAUCUUGUACACUAUAUACACCCAAGAUCUAGCGUAUUACCCUCCCCAACAUUGUGGUCCUUCGAGUCGGAUAUAGUGUUCAGGAUGGAGCAAGAUCAAGAAAGAUACCUGGAUGUGAGGCCAAAACGUCGGACGCACUCCCCAGCUUGGAUGCAGGACUUCGAGAUGAACUACGUGGGAUAUGAGCACAGCGGCCAACCAUGGUGGGACUCGUUUACACCGACCCCAACAGGCAGACCGUCAUAUCCACAGAAGGGACUAGUCCAGACGAUCUCCUCGCAUGCACCUCAACUUCACCCGGAGAGCUUCAAGGAUGCUGCUCAGUAUAGAGCCCCUCAGCUAGCCUCAAGCUUCACCCAGAGGAGGAAUGCGGAUGAUAGAACCUUAUCUGCACCUGUCCAAUCAUACCAACAACAGCCAACCCAGGACCCGAUGUACCACCCGAACCGCCAAACCUUACAAGAUGAGAAUGCGGUUCUGCGUGAGACUCACGAAGCCAUCCAUGCCGGACUGAAGGAGCUAAAUAAAGCCCGUAGUGACCUUCAGCAGCUGAUUGACGUGGCCCACUCUCUAAGAACAGGCACGAGUCAAGUGAACAUCCCUCUACCAGCAUGUUCCAGUCCCAAACCACCUGAUGGGGCCGUCACCACGAGCAACAGCUCGACAUUCACUGAGUCAGAGGAAGAGGAGGAUUGGCCUGAUCCCCCGCCAUGGCCUGAACCCGAGGAAGCCCUAAACACCAACCUCAGUGCCUUUAAUCUGGGAGCUCAUCAGUUACCUCCUUACCUGACUCCACCGAAGACCAAGCCUCUACACUACAGGCUUCAGCCACAACCAGCCCAAUUCCGUCAUCCACAGUUCAUUCCUUCUAGCCGUGAGUCCUCCCAUGUUCCUCCUGUACCGCCAUGUAACUUACCCUUACCUCUAAGAGCAUCCCCAACUGGUCCAUCACAUCUUCAAGUCCCACACUCUCACAGAACCACCCCUUACAUGCAACCUCCAUUCCCAGAGCCAGUGUACAGAGGACCCCAACCGACCAUUCCCAAGUUCACUUUCCCGGAUUCUAGUGAGUUUGCCCGGCUACGUAUAGCAUUAGAGAACCUCCUCCCCUCCAAUGCUACAGAACUCUUCAAGUAUCAGGUACUAGUAGACCAUCUUAAGUUAGAGGAGGCCAAACUGAUAUCUGACGCCUAUCUAAACUCCCCAACCCCCUACACGGACACCAUGACAGCUCUCUAUGACAAAUAUGGUCAACCCCAUCAGCUUGCCCUAAAGAAGAUAUCCAGCGUCCUGGAUGGCCCAGAGGUCAGGCGGGGUGAUCCAAUGGCGUUCCAGAAAUUUGCCCUUCAAGUUCAAUCACUGGUGGGUCUCCUCCAAACCUUGGGCCACAAAGGAGAAAUUGAACUAAGUUGUGGCUCUCACAUAGCUCGCCUACUGAGUAAGCGUCCUCCUGAACAGCGGGCCGAUUUCCGCCAUUCCCAGCCCACUCGAUCUGGAGCCACAUCCACCUUGAGGGACCUGUCAGAGUGGCUUCGCCACGAGUCAUGGUGUCAAGACUUUGACAAUUCUACCAGUAGCCGGAGCUCCAAGGAGAAGCAGAGCACUAAAGGGAACAUUCGUCCUGUGGCUAAGCAAACAGCAGUCCUGCAUAGUAGCCAGGAGCCCUCAGUGAAACUAGUUAAAGAGAAACCUGUCAAAGGGAAAGACAAGUCUAAGGUAUACUGUGCCUAUUGUGAGAGUACAGACCACUACCUCAGCCAGUGUAGUGGUGUAGCCCAGCUCACCAAAGACGAGCUGAAAGAGUGGAUCCAGGAGCACAAGCGGUGUUGGCGCUGUGCCCGUCAACACUUUGCCGCUCAGUGCAACCUCAAGAAACCCUGUAACCUUUGUCAAGGCAAGCACCUUCUCGCUCUCCACGAGAUUAACAUAAGACCUGAGAAAGUUAAGGAUGACUCACCUCCAAAGGCUGAAAGCUGCCUGACUACCUGUGCCGCCGAGUCCUUCUACCUUGACCGACCACAUGUGGGGAACCGAGUCAUGUUGAAGGUGGUGCGAGUACACGUGCACUAUGGUAGUCAGAAGUUAGACACCUUUGCUAUACUGGAUGAUGGGUCUGAGAGGACUAUGCUGCUCCCCACCGCUGCGCUCGGACAUCCAAGUUUUGCAUGGCCAUACAGUGUCAUUCCGGGUCUCCUCUCCCACCAACCAUUAGAUAGACGAACUCGCAAAAUUGUUAGGUGCGCCAGUGUGUGGAUUAGAACAUAGCAAUUCUUGUGUUAAGUGUUGAUCACAAUUUGGAGUCAGAUCAAUAGCUAAAAUCCGUAUCCUAACAGUUUCUUGGUGACCCCGUACGUGAUGUCAAGAGAAGGGUAAUUGACAAACUCGUGGUCUGUGUCCAAGUCAUCGGACAGUUAGUCUGGGACAGCUGUCUCCCGGUCGGCGUACCGUUUGGGAAUAAGGAAUAAGCGCACAACGUUGAGCUGGUACGACGUCUCCUAAACCCUGAGCUCAUCAAUGAUAAGGUAAGCAGGAUACCUGUUACUAUAUGUCGAAAUUCUGCAAAUUGAAAGAGGAAAUUUAAGAGGAGACUGUCGUUCAGAUCAAAUAAGGUGUGCAAGAAGUUAAGUUACACAUACGGUAAAUAAGUUUGGAACUUACGUGUGUAUUAAGUUACAUAUACGGUGAAUAAGUUUAGAACUUACGUGUGUAACGUGUACGGUAAAGUCAGGGACUUGCGCGUACUAAGGAUAGGUCAGGGACCUAGUGCUUCGUCGUGGCGGACAAGGGUGCGGUGACGAUCGCAUUCAAAUAGCUGGGGUGCUUGUGAGAUCCCCGAGGAGAAGUGAGGCCUCCUCAAAAAGUAUCCGGUGGUAACAGUUCCUCCUGUGAGAGACCAGACCGCUAAAAUAUCCAAAAUGUGCAACCAAAUUGGGGGGAGUGUGUGUGUGAUGAGAAGAAUGAAUGGAGUGAUAUGAGAGGAAUGUAUGCUGAUGUGGAAGCGCAAAUCGUGAGCUACAUGAGAGAUGGAUUCGAAUCCCUUUGUCUGUGUGUUCUGUGUAUGUGCGUAAUCUCUGUAAAAGAUUCGGCUCAUACCGGCAAGGGUGGGGGCCAGCAGGACGUGCGGGCCUGGCCAGAUUGUGACGUCAACAUUCAUACAAUGUUGAGGAGAAGUGAGAGAAGAGAGGGGGGCUAACUUGUAAAUAGUGAUGAGAUAAUUGUUCAAUUGAUGGGGGUUAAUAAUUAUCCAAAUUUCGGUGCAGUCAUCACCUACUAAAUUAAUGGCCUGCAAGUACAAUGUUGUUGCUGUGGUCCCUCAAAACAUGUCGGAGAAAUCAACGCCAACAAAAAAAAUUACAU
Syngnathus typhle (broad-nosed pipefish) is the source of this 3579-nucleotide messenger RNA. RefSeq lists its product as uncharacterized. The transcript is spliced from 2 exons. NCBI's taxonomy places the organism in Eukaryota, Metazoa, Chordata, Actinopteri, Syngnathiformes, Syngnathidae. Bases 307 to 2487 code for a protein of 726 amino acids. The record is from RefSeq and is a predicted model, not a curated record.